AUGAGUGACGCCCAAGCAAACGAGGCCGAGAAGAACAUCGAGAUCUGGAAGGUGAAAAAGCUCAUCAAGCGCUUGGAGGCUGCUCGAGGAAAUGGAACCUCCAUGAUCUCCCUCAUCAUUCCGCCAAAGGAUCAGGUGUCCCGGGCUGCGAAGAUGUUAGCAGAAGAAUAUGGUACUGCAUCGAACAUCAAGUCCCGUGUCAAUCGACAAUCUGUCCUGUCUGCUAUUACAUCUACCCAGCAGCGGUUGAAGCUUUACAACAAGGUUCCCCCGAAUGGCUUGGUCGUUUAUUGUGGUGAAAUCUUGACUUCCGAAGGCAAGGAGAGAAAGGUCAAUAUCGAUUUCGAACCCUUCAAGCCUAUCAAUACCUCCCUAUACCUUUGCGACAACAAGUUCCAUACCGAGGCUCUUGCCGAACUCUUGGAAUCUGACCAGAAGUUUGGCUUUAUUAUCAUGGAUGGUAAUGGAGCGCUUUUCGGAACUUUGAGUGGCAACACACGAGAUGUGGUUCACAAAUUUUCUGUUGAUCUUCCCAAGAAGCAUGGUCGUGGUGGACAAUCUGCCCUUCGUUUUGCCCGUCUUCGUGAGGAGAAGCGGCACAACUAUGUCCGCAAGGUUGCCGAAUUGGCCGUCCAAAACUUUAUCACUGCCGACAAAGUCAACGUCGCUGGCAUUAUCUUGGCUGGCUCCGCAGAUUUCAAGAACGAUUUGAACCAGUCAGAUCUUUUUGACAACCGCCUGCAAACCAAAGUCAUCAAGGUCGUUGAUGUUUCAUAUGGUGGCGAGAACGGUUUCAAUCAAGCUAUUGAGCUUUCUGCCGAAACCCUCAGCAAUGUCAAGUUCAUUCAAGAGAAGAAAUUGAUUGGAAAGUACUUUGAGGAGAUCAGUCAAGACUCUGGACGUGUUUGCUAUGGUGUUGAGGAUACGUUGAAAGCACUGGAGCUCGGUGCUGUUGAGACUUUGAUUGUCUUUGAGAACCUGGAAAUUAAUCGAUGGGUGCUCAAGGAUGUCAAUGGGGUCCAGAUCGUUUUGCACACCACCAAGCAAUCGGAGGCCGCCAACCGUGAGCAAUUUAUGGAUAAGGAAACCGGCCAGGAGAUGGAAGUUGUCCAACAGGAGUCUUUCUUGGAAUGGAUUGCUGAGAAAUACAAGGACUUUGGUGCUACUUUGGAGUUCGUCUCUGAUCGUUCCUCGGAGGGCAACCAGUUCGUUAAAGGCUUUGGUGGUAUUGGUGGACUUCUCCGCUAUAAGGUCAACUUUGAGCAAUUAGCUGAAGUUGAUGACGAUGAUGACUACUAUGACGAUUGA
Hyaloscypha bicolor E is the source of this 1308-nucleotide messenger RNA. RefSeq names its product peptide chain release factor eRF/aRF subunit 1. NCBI's taxonomy places the organism in Eukaryota, Fungi, Ascomycota, Leotiomycetes, Helotiales, Hyaloscyphaceae. Gene Ontology annotation, cellular component: translation release factor complex; cytosol. The transcript has 4 exons. The record is from RefSeq and is a predicted model, not a curated record. Gene Ontology annotation, molecular function: translation release factor activity, codon specific; sequence-specific mRNA binding. Gene Ontology annotation, biological process: cytoplasmic translational termination. Bases 1 to 1308 code for a protein of 435 amino acids.